Messenger RNA from Rotaria socialis, 495 nucleotides. The record is from the annotation of a GenBank genome assembly. NCBI's taxonomy places the organism in Eukaryota, Metazoa, Rotifera, Eurotatoria, Philodinida, Philodinidae.
AUGUCUUCAAACUCCAAGAACUAUAUUUGUGAUGUAUGCAUCUAUCAUCGUAUUGAACAAACUUCCCAGGAAAUGCUUACAGAUGAUGUGCGGUGUCCCGAACUUGAAUGUAAUCGUAAAUAUAAUUACGAGACAAUUAAAGAUAUUCUUCGGUCGGAUAAAAAUACAAAACUGGUUGAAAGAUAUAAUCGAUUUAUGUGUCUUCAUCAAUUAGAACAAAUGGACGAGUAUAUAUGGCGUUCAAAUCCUAAGUGCCAAAUGGGACAAUUGAAUGAUGGAGGAGACGCCAAUAAUGUGAUAGUAUGUACUCGUUGUCAUACAAAAACUUGUUUCAAUCAUAAAACAAGAUGGCAUACAGGUUUGACAUGUGAACAAUACGAUUCAAAGACUGAUGGUGAUGUUAAAGCUAGUUUACGAUGGACAAAUCAAAAUACGAAAACAUGUCCAAAUUGUCCGUAUCAAAUCGAAAAAAAAACAAUGGAUGUGAUCAUAUGA